Molecule: messenger RNA, 6723 nt
Organism: Megalobrama amblycephala (Wuchang bream)
Lineage: Eukaryota; Metazoa; Chordata; Actinopteri; Cypriniformes; Xenocyprididae
Gene: uacab
Product: uveal autoantigen with coiled-coil domains and ankyrin repeats b
Exons: 19
Coding region: 592-4707 (1371 amino acids)
Molecular function (GO): actin binding
Source: RefSeq, a predicted model, not a curated record
UACCUCAAUCAGUCAUUGGAGGAAGGACUGAGAGUCAAAAAUAAAGAGGUAACGACUUGUCUGCGUGCUGUUUAGAAGGAUAUUUUAGACCUGGAAAAACUCACAUAUUUACUGCCAGAGGUUGAACAGCCUUGCCAUUUGGCAUAAAGUAGCAAAGCAGAAAGAGACAGAAGGAGAGGAGCAGGGAACUGAAAGCAGCCUAGCUUUUUAAGAUAGACCCUGUGCAAACAGGAGGACUGUCUGACAGAGAGGGGAAGAGUCAGACUCAGCCUCAAAGGAGGAGCUGCUGUCCCGGGGCUGGUCCCUGUGCUACAGCGGCUCUCUUUUUGUGCAUUUGCGUCGUUUCUCAUGCCGUGAUGAAGUCUCUGGGAGAAACUGUGGGCUGGAGAGAAGUUAGAGGACUCUUCCGAGGUUUCUGGUCCCCCUGCGAGGCGCAGGCUGCCUACUGGAGAGGGGGAUUCAUCUGAAGACCAUAAACACACACACAAACACUCGCUGGCUGAGUGUUCAUUUUGUCAGACAAGAAGAACUUUUUAUUUUGAAUUUUUUUUUUUUUUUUUUUACUUCUCCACACUGCAAAGGACCACCAAGAUGAAUCGAUGGCUCAAAUGCACCUCCAUGUACUUUAACACAGACUGGAAUAAGUAUGAUGACAGGCUGAUGAAGGCAGUGGAGAGGAGGGAGGUGGACAAGGUCGCAGCAGUGCUUGGCAAGAAGGGCAUCAUCCCCACCAAACUCGAUGUAGAGGGCCGCUCUGCGUUCCAUCUGGCUGCCUCUAGGGGACAUCUCGACUGCCUGAAUCUCAUUCUUAAUCAUGGUGUGGAUAUCACAGCCACGGAUGCCACAGGAAAAAAUGCCUUACACCUGGCAGCCAGAAAUGCCCAGUCACUGUGCGUGCAGAAACUACUCCAGCACAAUUGCCCAGUGGGAAAUGUGGACCUGCAGGGAAGAACAGCCUUGCAUGACGCUGUUAUGGCCGGCUGCUCCUCCAGCGUGAAGCUGCUCUGUGACAGCGGGGCAUCAGUUAAUGCCAGCGACUUUGAUGGUCGGACCCCAUUGGUGCUUGCCACUCAAAUGUGUCAUCCACACAUCUGUCAGCUGCUGUUGGAAAGAGGAAGUGACAUCACAGUCAGAGACAAACAGAAUAAAACAGCGUUGAUUUUGGGCUGUGAAUAUGCGUGUAAGGAUGCUGUGGACGUUUUGUUGAAACAUGGCGCUGACGUCACUGCUGUGGAUGGUUUCGGACAUGACAGUUAUCACUAUGCACGACUCAGCAAAAACCAAGAGCUUGUCUCUCUUGUCAAGAGUUACCUGGACAGUGCCACAAAAGCAAAAGAAGCUGCCAAGAUGGAACAGAAAAAGAGACAGUUGCAGUCUGUGGAGAUGGCCUCUGAAACCUCUAACCAUGAGAAGAUCAUACAGGACCUGGAGAAAAAGAAUGAGAGCCAACAGGAGUCUCUAAAGAAGUUCCACCAGGAACAGAGGACGCUGCUGGAUAAAGUUAACAUGCUUCAGCAGCAGCUCAGCCAGGAAAAGUCAACAGUGGAGGACAUUCACAAGGAGAGAGAACAGCUGAAGCUUAUACUUUCUGCCAAAGAGAAGGAUGAAGGAGUGCGGGCCUUAGAGACUGUGAGAGUCCAGCAGCGAAGCCAUUUGGGAGAUUACCCUGGCCAGUCUGUGAUCAAAGGAAAAGACAAUGUACUAGUUCGACAGUCACACAGCUUGGACUCUGCUCAGAUCUUGCAGCCUACAGGACCAUCUCGAUCUGUGUCUCGACCUUUGGAGCUGUCACGGCCGGUGGCUGGUGUUCCUGACACACUUCAUCAAGAGCUUGACUCUGUCCGCAGACAGCAAGAGGCUGCACAAGAGGAGGUGGGCCACCUCAAAAAGGCUCUAGCGUGCAAGUCCCAGGAGUGCGAGGAGCUGACCAAGAAGUGUGAGACCAUCAAACGCGAGUCAGACCAGCAGGUACGUGAGCUGGAGGAAGCCAUGGGAGAUGUGCAGAAGCGAAUGAUGGAGUCUGAGUCAAAGGUGAAACAACUUCAGGCUCAUGUGGUGGCGGUAAAGGACCAUCUCAAUAACCAAGUUGUUGAUGACCUCAAAGCACAGCUGAAUGAUAUGAAGGCAAAGUAUGAGGGAGCUUCUGCUGAGGUUGGACGGGUCAGGAACCAUUUGAAGCAGAGUGAGAAAGCAUUGGAGGAGUAUAAAAAAAGUGAAGGACUUCUGGCUGUGGAAGUUGAGAGGCUCACUGCAGAGCUGAGUGCAAUGCAAGAGGACCAUAAAGACAUGGAGGAAAUUUUCUUAAACAUGGAGGGUCAAGUGAAGACUGCAGAGGUCAGGUUGACGUCAAUGGUUCCAGGAGAAAAGUUUGACAACAUGAAGAACCUCCUCACCAAUGCUGUGGAUGAGAAGGAGCUACAGUUGGCUGAGUUAAGGGAAGAUUAUGACCGUGUACUGGAGGAAGUGGCUGAGCUCCACCGUGCGAUGGACGACCGACAAACUGUCCCCCUGCAAGAGCACGAACGAGUCCGGGCUGCUCUGGAGGAGCAAAGCUCAAACUUGAAGAAGAAACUUGCUGAUGUCACUGCAAAGUGUCAGUCAUUAAUUUGUGAAGUGGAGGAGGGUGAGGAUGAGAGAGAACUGCUUAAAGAGGAGCUGCAGGAACUCAGCAACAAUCUGAAGACCAAGUUUGUGAGUUUAGAAAACCACGAGGAGGUGAAGAGGUCUAUGGGACUUGCUGUGGAGGAGUUGAGGGUUAGGUUGGCAGAGGAGAUGGAGAAGAGAAAACAUGCUGAGGAGCAGAUACAGAGGCUGCAGGAGGAGAAGACCUCUCUCUGUGAGAACAUUACCAACCUGAAGAGCAUGUACAUCCCCUGUGAACGUUAUGAGAGUGAGAUGGCUGCACUAACAGAACGCAACACAGAACUGGAAGGAGAUCUUAACAGUCUUCGGGAUAAAUACCAGGAGAAAGUCAAUGAACUUGAGAUUUUGGCAGCUGAAAAAGCAACACUGAAGAAGAGCUUUGACAUUGAGUUUGUCACAAAGAAGGAGUAUGAGAGAGUGCGGAUGGAGUUAGAUGAGGCUUUGGAGAAGGCAAAGAUUGAAAUCGCAAAGUUGGAGGAUGAUUGUAAAGUUCGGGGCGAGGAGUUACAGAAGGCGAAAGAAGGAAAUGCUAUGUUGAAAGAAGAGUUUGAGAAUGUGCAGGCCAAGUUAGAAAAUGAUUAUAUCAGCCUUGUGGAACAUGAGGUAUUCAAAAGUACAAUGAGUGAAGCUUUAUCAGAAGCAGAGGGACGAGCUAGAGAUGCCAACUCAAAGUACCAGUGUGCUCAAGAGAGUGCAUCAAAGCUACACGAGGAAAUCGAAGCACAGAAGAAAGAGUUGGAUACUAUUCAAGAGGCAUUGCAGUUGAAGUUUGUGCCAUUGACUGCUGUGGAGGAAAAAGAGAUUUAUUUCAACACCACUUUGAAGGACUUGGCAGAUAAACUUGCUGAAGUGAAGGAGAUCUACAAUAAUGAAAAGACCAAAGGGGAAAGCCAAAGACUAGAGAAUGAAAAAUUGAAAGAAGACAUGGCGUCUCUGCAGCAGAAACUUCAGAUGGGGCUUUUGUCCAGCGAGAAGUACAAAGAAGUGGAGGACCGCUGCAAGGGCCAGGUGGAGGAUCUGAGUCUGAAGUUGGUGGAGCUAGAGCAGCAAUAUAAAGAGGUUACAAUCCAGCGGGCCGAACUAGAGGAGCAAAACGCAUUGUGCAACUCUGAGAUCCAGAGUCUCCAGAAGAAACUAAACAGCGAGUAUAUCCAUCUGGAGCAGUUUGAGGCCAUGCAGAGCUCUCUGAGUGGGAGCCUGCAGGAAGCACAGAAGGAGUGCAAGUGCUUACAUGAAGCUCAUAAACUGGAAGUCCAGCGUGUUCAAGAACUAGAAAAACAACUCCAGAGUCAGAGCUGUGACGAGACCCAGUAUAGCCAAGUUAAAGAAGCUCUGGAGCGUGAGGUCAACAAGCUUCGCUUGGCACUGCGGGAGGAGGAAGAAACCAGUGCGCAGAGGGCUGAGGACGUAGCCACUCUGCAGACUGAGCUCCUCAGGGCCACGCACGCUCUCGAUGACCUCCGCAGCUAUGAAGAGCAGGUGACCGAGCUCAGAGCUGAAAAGCACAAGCUGGAGGAGAAGGUGUGUGAACUUGGCGAUCGGCUGUCAGGACUGGAUGAGCAAUAUGAGGAUCUGCACAGGGAAACAACCGAGGCCAGGGAAGGUGAAAAGAGGGCUAGAGCAGAAACUGAGGCCCUGCAGAUAAAGAGCGCCUCCAUUGAGAAGGAGAUCAGAGAUCUGAAAGAGAGAUAUGAGGAAUCACUCAGCACCAUUGGAGAACUACAGAAGAGGAUUCAAGCAUCCUCGGAGCAGACUGAGCUUAAAGACAAAAGGAUCACAGAACUGUUGGCAGAUGUUGAAAGGCUGAAACAGGCUCUGAAUGGCUUAUCCCAGCUGGCUUAUGCUGGCAACACGCCCAACAAGAGACAGACUCAACACAUUGACACACUCCAAGCCCAGGUCAAGAGCCUUCAGCAGCAGCUGGCUGAUGCUGAGAGGCAACAUAGAGAAGUGGUUUCAAUUUAUCGAACUCAUCUUCUCAGUGCAGCACAGGGUCACAUGGAUGAAGAUGUCCAAGCUGCCUUACUGCAGAUCAUUCGAAUGAGACAAGGUUUUGUGUGUUGAACUCAACACACUGAGACCACACUGACUCCAAUUCAUCAUUCACACAGUAACCUCCCAUUCAGCUCAGUGCGGUUUGAUACUGCUCUGGUGUACUUCACUCAAAGUCACGUUUUGUAACAUUUGAUAUGUUCUGAUUAGGUUCGGUGUUGUGUGUAGCUACUAACAGUAUGAAUUUAAGUAUCUGUAAUAUAGAUGUGCCUAGUGACAAUACUAAAUAUAGCACUAGGGAUAUCUAAACUCAUCCAAAAACACAUAAAUCAUAAACAUGAGAGGCAAUGGAUAAUGAUUUAAUCUUAACGAAGCAUAUUGGCUUAACUAAGAGAGUCUCAUGUACCUCCUUAUUUCAUGUUGAAAUAACCUAACUACAGUUUAAAGAAGAACAUUCCCUCCCUCCUCUCUUAUAGCCUCGAUCUAAGCUACGUGUGUGGUUUAUUAAUGAGAAACGCAUCCCUUUAGAGAGAUUUUAACAUGCUGUUCUCAGUCCAGCACUACUGUGUCCUCUUCAGUGGUUAAAGUAAUGACCUGGUUAGGGCAAACAGAUCUUUCAACACUAGGGAAAUUAGCUUUAAGGCUUGAGUGGAGUGGUGGGCACUGAGGCAGUUCCUGGGCCGUCUAUGUUUUAUGAAAUGCCAGUGGCAUAGUGGUUGAAUAUCAUGCAGUCCUGCACAGUGAUAUUAUUACAUUUUAUCACAUGUAAGCUUAUGCUCAUACAGUAUAGAGUAAGAGCAUAAUUGCACAGCUCUGAUACCACAGUAAACAUCAUUUGUACACUUGUUUUGGACUCCAAAGAUCAGAGCACAUCACUGCAGCUUCAUCUUACACAUAUGUUUUGCAGUUUUGCCCGGGGCCCAUGUCCAUACACUGGAUCAUUGUUUCAAAUGCGGGUGGUGUAUUUGAGUCAGUGAGUGUCUAUUGGGUUGGGUGAUAUAGGAUGGAGUAGUUCUUUUAGUAAAGUGUUAAUGUAAAAUUGCUUUGCUUCUGCAGUGACAACAGCAGACCACGUCUCAUAAAUGAUUGUAUGAGGAAAACGUUUAACACUGAGGACUUUCAUAACACUCUAUCCUUCAUGUUUCUGUAUCCUGGCUGAUAUCGCCAUCUAGUGGUGUGACUUGGCUGGCCAAGUUUGAUGUGUGCUUUUGUGUAGGAGAUUGUGAUGCAUUUAGGAAUUCUCCCUUUUGAUGCUUCCCAAAUCUGAUAUAUCACCUUUUACAUGGCUUUGUACUACUUUUGAUUAAUGAACACCAUGUUUGUGGUAUCUAUUACAGAAUUCAGCAGGACUGGAAUGGAAAGGCACAAUAAUCUGUUCAGGUUUCAGAACAUGACUGUAUACUGACAUACUUUAUAUUUUGUGGAUCUUUUUUUUUUUUUUUUUUUUUUUUUUUUUUUCAUCUAAACUGUCACCAAGUCAAAUUAUCCUUUGAGUUUCCAAUCAGAUACUCUAAAAUGAAUUAGAGUUCCUAACCAUGGCUUUCCAGGAUUGAUUUAAUUUAUUUUAAAAACACCACUGUUGUACCAUUUAGUUUGAUUGGAAUUAACGGAUGCUAUUGGUUUUCUCUGUUGGGAAUGACUAAUUGUAAUGGUUUCAUUAUUUAUUAGUAUUACAUUCUAACUGUGCUCUUAUGGUUAUCAGUUAGUCUGUGCGCUUCCUUCAUAGACAUUUUCUCUCCUUUUUUUUUCUUUUUGUUUUGCAAAAUUUUGAGUCUAACAUCAAUAAAAGUGCCUAUUUUAGACUAAACUGACUGUGUGCAAAUGAAAAAGAUUAAUCCCAGUUGUCUCAGAGUGUCUUGAAGUGAACCUUGCCUUUGGCAGGCCUUUCCAGCCCCUCUCACUCUUCUUGAAGUGAACACACAUGUUGUUACUUUAAAUCCAAUCAGAUCAAGAUUGAGAGCUUUUUUUCCUCAUGUGGUUUGCAUUGAUUUGUACCUUAGCAUUUAACUUACCUUUGAAACAAAAUGAGGUUUACAAAUACAAAGGAAAGAAUAUUUUUCUUUCAAUAAAGGUCAUUGUUUUGUUUUU